Ilex paraguariensis (yerba mate) is the source of this 387-nucleotide messenger RNA. Lineage: Eukaryota; Viridiplantae; Streptophyta; Magnoliopsida; Aquifoliales; Aquifoliaceae. The record is from the annotation of a GenBank genome assembly.
AUGUACCAAGAUCAAAAGACGGCAAGGAAGACAGUACGGGCACCUCAGUCGAUGGAUGAAGACGACAGGAAUAGACAUGUAGAGGUAAAGAAGAUGGUAACACAGUGGACAGCAGAAUGUCUGAAGAUGAGGAAAGAGAUGAUGGUACAGGAGAUGAUCCAAAGGCUCAAAAGGUGCUGGAAAGUAUGGAAUAGAUUCUUCAAACAUGACAUCGGUACUAAUAAAGUAUCAGUGCAGAGAAGGACUGUAACAACGAUACCCUUUCUGCGUGCGGGAGUAACCAAGAAAUACACAUUUGGUAGCUCGAGGGUCAAGUUUGUCAAACCCAAGACCCAAAUUGUGAACAUAGGUAACACAUCCAAAAAUCUUAGGAGUCAGGAAAAAUAA